Molecule: messenger RNA, 2631 nt
Organism: Exophiala viscosa
Lineage: Eukaryota; Fungi; Ascomycota; Eurotiomycetes; Chaetothyriales; Herpotrichiellaceae
Product: fungal-specific transcription factor domain-containing protein
Exons: 4
Coding region: 232-2379 (715 amino acids)
Biological process (GO): DNA-templated transcription
Cellular component (GO): nucleus
Molecular function (GO): DNA-binding transcription factor activity, RNA polymerase II-specific; zinc ion binding; DNA binding
Source: RefSeq, a predicted model, not a curated record
CGUCGCGAUAACAGCUUUUCCCCAGUAAGCAUUUGUUCAGAAUAUCUUCGCCAAACACCAAGACCAAACUACCAGCAGUGCCUGUGUUCCACCAUAUUUGUCGGCUACUUCUGGCCGGCUCUAAGAGUCCCGUGGACACGCAGACCGCGGCUGCUGACUUGGAGCACUCCCUAUCGACGUUUUGCCGAUACGCCAAAGCGCUCAAAGGUCCAUCUACAAGCUGACCAUACUAUGUAUCAUCGGCCGGUUCAAGAAGAACAGACUCCACCCAGACGCCGUUUCCAGAUACAUAGUGAAUUCGGUAUCGCACGACAGCGCCGGAGCCGAAAGGCUCGUCCAUGCGAUGUGUGCCGCAAGCGCAAGACUGCCUGUGUCAUAAACGACCGCCCACCUUGUGUCUUCUGUAAGUCAAGAGGCCUAACCUGCCAGUCGACCCUGGGGCCACGAAGAUUACACAAUUUUCCCAGUCCAGGUGUGGGAGAUUACGAACAGGAUGGGAGUGGCGGACACUCACUUGCCGCAACCACGAACACCCCCGGAGAACAUGUCCUAUCCGUGGAGGGGGUUCCGGAGAGCCCUUUGGUGGCGGACCAAUCUAUCGGCACUCCCAGCCUGGAUUCGAUCCGAACCAACGACACGAGACGUGGCCCCACCGACAAUGGCGUGGUCUCGCCUGUUGGUACGGCUACUGUUCGAUCAGACUCAAAGGUCUAUACCCUCGAGGACGGCAUUGACGUGACGGCACGCUCGAUGGGCAUCGCUGCUGAGCAGGAUCCACACCUGCUGGCAUUCUUUCGAGCGAUCAUAAUUGAUGAGCAGGAUCGUGUUCACAGCAAUGUUGUCCAAGUAUCCCUUGGUGAUGCCUCGACUGGGGCGGUUCCUAUUCAUUUCACACUCCUCCAAAACGACUUCCAAUCACAUGACAACCAAAUCCGAUACGAAGCCUCGGAUGAGAUCGAGUCUAAGGUCGGCCCAUACGGUCCCAACCUCGUUAAGCUUUACUUUAAGCAUAUUCAUUCUGUCUACUGCGUCAUCUCCAAGACUCGCUUUCUUCGAGCAUACAGGACUGACAAGACGAGUAUUCCGGCGUCUUUGAGAGGCGUUGUUUACGGUUUAGCCUCCGUUUUUUGGAAUGACGAUUCUCUUCUUAGAACAGUGCCACAGCCCUUUGAGCAAUACGAGUUGUUCCUGGCCGCUCGUGCUUCUCUAGAAAGGGAACUAGAUGCGCCAAACCUCUGGAAGAUGCAAGCGUGUCUUCUUAUCAUACACGAGGCAACUCCGAGCUAUUGGUCCCACGAAACACCUCGAGCGUGGACUCUGUCGGCACAGGCGGUUGCGUGUGCUCAGGAAAUCGGCCUUCAUCGUGACCCCUCUGACUGGAAGAUUGCGCCUUGGGAGAAGAGCUUGCGGAAGAAGUUGUGGUGGGCAACAUACAUGACCGAUAUCUGGUCAUCCAUCACCAAUGGCAAUCCAAGCCACAUCCAUAGCUCGUCGUACACAACCUCGAACCUGGACAUGGCCGAUCUCGAAUUCGACGAAGACGUCCCCGAAGAUUUGCAGGACAUGGUCCACCCCACGAACCGCCGUUUCGACAUCGCCACCGCGGCACGAUUCUGGGAACACAUCAAACUGACUCAACUCACGCAUCGUCUCUUGGAGACGGCACUCACCGACCAAAGCGUGAAAAUCCCCAUGUUGGAACAGGCACAGCAGGAAUCCCGGCUUUUGAGAAUUCAAAGAGAAUUGAAAGCAUGGUAUAACAUGCUUCCGCAGUGCCUGACGAUGCAUUACAGUACCAGAGAUUGUCGGGUGGCUCACAACGGGCGCAUCCACCUUGGGUACCACGCCACUCAGAUUCUGCUUCUUCGCGCCCUGAUGGCUCCGGCCACGGAAGAAGCGAAGCACAAUCCCGCGUCAUCACUUCGACGGUAUUUCGAGGCUGCGGUAGAAGAGGCCACAUCUUUUUCCGACUUCGUCCAUGGCAUCACACAUGAAGAUGUCGAGGCUUUCUGGGGUUGCCGUGAGUCAAAAUCCGAGGAAGGACCAUGGCUUACUUGGAAACAUCCGUCAUCAAUGCUGACCGGUACUCCUGUGCAUCUAGAUUCCCGAGGCCAACUCGUUUUGGCCGGCAGCUUCACGAUCUAUUUGUUCUUUCUGUCCUCCGGCCCGCAAGAAGUCCAGACCACAUACAAACGCCUCGAGAACUUUCAAGGAUCACUGCUGCGAAUAGCGAGCUUCGCCGGUGAGCCUGCAAAGGGGCUGUUCUGGCCUAUCACACUGAGGAUUGAUUGCUUCUUCAAACACGCGGCUCAGAUCAUGAGAGAAGGGACAGUAGCGAAUUAUUCGGCGCUGGGACGGAUGGUGGAUGUGUCGCCCUGAUAAAGAGCAACAACCUCGAACCUCCAUCAUCCAUGUCUUAUUCCUUUGCCGUCAAUCUCUCCAGACAUUCAAGACGUGGGACAUACGAAUCUUCUGAUCCAUCUAUUCGGAUUCGGCGUCAUUGUUUACCGAAGUACGAGCAAGAAAGCGCCUCCGUAAACUGUUUCGGAUUCAGCUGCGAAGACAGCUCGAGAGACACAGACCUGCUCAGGCGCAUGCUGAUGUCCCCCCAAUCGUUACCGCUCGGGAAGC